CUAGUUUCUUUCACUUUCCAGAGUCCGUGUCUCAGGUCUUUCUCUCGACCUGGAUCUCCAGCUGAAGGUCUCCGAACUCGUCGUCUCCAGCUGUUCUUUAGUUUGGAGAGAGGGUCACCUCACUUCUAAGGGAGAUAACAGAUCAGGAGCAUGAGUCAGUCUGGGUCCAGAGACAAAUCUCCAUGUGGGGGACAGGACAGACAGACCACGGCUCAGAGGCCAGAACGGGACUCUGAUGGAGCUGGAGCAGACCCCCGCUGGGGCUCUGAGAGUGUGUGGCUCAAACUGACAGGCCCUGCAGCCGAGUCACUGGCGCAGGCUUUGUAUGGGCCCAACGUUGUAGUUCUGCAGGAAAACAAGGGAGCGAGAAGAGGAGCAGAAGAGGUAACAGCAGAAGAAGACCACGCAGCAAUAGGACUACAACUAGAGGCUGGAGGUGUGGAAGGAACAGGAAGAGGAGGAACACCAGCAGUAGUCAAAGCCGUGUCAGUGCCACCAAGGACUGUUGUUGCUGGAACGGUGCAAGCUGGGAAACGGAUCAGAGUGCUGAGAACAUCCAGGAUAGUCCUGCUGGGAAACACCGGAGCCGGGAAAAGCAGCCUAGCAAAUACCAUUAUUGGAGACGAUGUGUUCGAGAUAAACCACACCUCCGUUGGUGGAACAAGUGGAUGUCAAACAAGAUCCAAAUGUGUUCAUGAAAGAAGAUUAACUGUGGUCGACACUCGUGGUUUCUUUGUCACAGAGAGACACGAAGCGCAGCUGAUGGGUGAUAUACUUUGGUGCAUCACAGAGUGCAUUUCUGGGCCUUAUGUUCUUGUCAUUGUUCUUAAAGUGGGGAAAUUCACUAAUAAGGAGCAGGCUGUCAUCACUAGAAUAUGUCAUUAUUUCUCAGAGGAAGUUUUAAAGUACACUGCUGUUGUCUUCACUCAUGGGGACCAGCUCCCAAAAGGAAUGCUUAUUGAGCAGUUUGUGGAUCAGGAUGAAGGUCUCAGGGAUCUGGUGAAGAAGUGCGGCGGCCGAUGCCAUGUCGUUGAUAAUAAACACCGGAAAAACCAACAGGAUGAAUACAGAAGCAACAAGUUUCAGGUGUUAGAGCUGCUCAACACUACAGACAAGAUAGUAAUGGAAAACAAAGGAGGCUGCUACGCUGGCAAGAUGCUAACAGUGUGGGGUGAAAAAGAAGAAGAGAACAGUAGAACGUCAGCAGGAAAAAUGGCACAAGGACACCCGCGCAAUAAGGUGAACACAGGUGUCUCAAAGAAUGUGUGGCUAAAGAUAACAGGCCCUGCAGCAGCAUCCCUGGGGGAGACCUGUGGGCCCGCUGUUGUAGUUUUACAGCAAAGUGGUGGGUUAACAAAAGGAGCAGCAGAAGGGAUGGAAGGUGAGGGAGAAGUAUAUGGAGGAGAAGUAGAGGAGGAAGGAGAAGAAACAGAAUCAGAAGGAGAAAAAGCAGGAAAAGAUACAGAAGAAGAAGGAGAAAAAGCAGAAGAAGAAACAGAAUCAAUAGGAGAAAAAGCAGGAGAAGAUACAGAAGAAGAAGGAGAAAAAGAAGGAGUAGAUACAAAAGAAGAAGGAGAAAAAGCAGGAGGAAAAACAGGCUUAAAAACAAUUGGUCUAGGUAUUGGAGGAGGAAUGGCACUUACACUUAUAGCAGGGACAGCAGGUGCACUGGGGACAGCAGGUGCACUGGGGACAGCAGGUGCCCUAGGGACAGCAGGUGCCCUAGGGACAGCAGGUGCACUGGGGACAGCAGGUGCACUAGGGACUGCAGGUGCACUGGGGACAGCAGGUGCACUAGGGACAGCAGGUGCACUGGGGACAGCAGGUGCACUAGGGACAGUGAAUACAGCAAGUGCAGCAAGUACAGCAGGUGGAGCGGGUGCAGCGAGUACAGCAGGUGGAGCGGGUGCAGCGGGUGCAGCAGGUGCAGUGAGUACAGCAGGUGCAGCAGGUGCAGCAGGUGCAGCAGGUGCAGCGGGUACAGUGACUACAGCAGGUACAGCGGGUGCAGCGGGUGCAGUGAGUACAGCAGGUGCAGCAGGUGCAGUGGGUACAGAAGGUGCAGCGGGUGCAGUGAGUACAGCGGGUGCAGCGGGUGCAGUGAGUACAGUAGGUGCAGCGGGUGCAGCAGGUGCAGCGGGUACAGCAGGUGCAGCGGGUGCAGUGAGUACAGUAGGUGCAGCGGGUGCAGUGAGUACAGCAGGUGCAACGGGUGCAGUGGGUACAGAAGGUGCAGCGGGUGCAGUGAGUACAGCGGGUGCAGCGGGUGCAGUGAGUACAGUAGGUGCAGCGGGUGCAGCAGGUGCAGCGGGUACAGCAGGUGCAGCGGGUGCAGUGAGUACAGUAGGUGCAGCGGGUGCAGUGAGUACAGCAGGUGCAGCAGGUGCAGCAGGUGCAGCGGGUGCAGUGAGUACAGUAGGUGUAGCAGGUGCAGUGGGUGCAGCGGGUGCAGCAGGUGCAGCGGGUGCAGUGAGUACAGCAGGUGCAGCAGGUGCAGUGAGUACAGCAGGUGCAGUGGGUGCAGCAGGUGCAGCAGGUGCAGUGAGUACAGCAGGUUUAGCAGGUGCAGUGGGUGCAGCGGGUGCAGUGAGUACAGCAGGUGCAGUGGGUGCAGCGGGUGCAGCAGGUGCAGCGGGUGCAGUGAGUACAGCAGGUGUAGCAGGUGCAGUGGGUGCAGUGAGUACAGCAGGUGCAGUGGGUGCAGCGGGUGCAGCAGGUGCAGCAGCUGGGACAGCUACUCAUGGUCUUGUUGGUGGUGCUGUUAUUACUGCUGUUACUCACAGGCCCUGCAGCAGCAUCCCUGGGGGAGACCUGUGGGCCCGCUGCGGUCGUUUUACAGCAAAGUGCACCCGUCCCCCUAGGACGCUGGAGGCCUCUGCUGUUCAGUGGACAGUCUCUACGAUCCGGAGGGAAACGGCACUCUACCAGGAGUGUCUUCACGUCGUGGGCGACUUUGGUGUGCCCUUGGAGGAAAUACGGGUGUUGCCGAGCAUGCUGUCAUGUUAUUACAGGGUGAAUGUUGUCACCCCCCCAUCCAUUGGGCGGGGUUCUCCGGCCGAGGUCCUCUACAGCAGGACAGAGCUAAGGGAUGACCCCAGAACUUAA
Etheostoma spectabile (orangethroat darter) is the source of this 3105-nucleotide messenger RNA. RefSeq lists its product as uncharacterized. The record is from RefSeq and is a predicted model, not a curated record. NCBI's taxonomy places the organism in Eukaryota, Metazoa, Chordata, Actinopteri, Perciformes, Percidae. The coding region runs from base 151 to 3105 and encodes 984 amino acids. The transcript is spliced from 8 exons. Gene Ontology annotation, molecular function: GTP binding.